CAGCUGUGUUUUGUUUUGACGAAGGCGGCUCGUUUGCAACAACGAUAGUACAGGUGUUUUUCACGUUUUUCAUGCAAAAAUAACUUUAUAAUAUAAGUUUUUCUGGUUCGUACGGCUUCUGAUUUGUAGGAAAAUACAGUUGUAUACCUUCCGGGUCUGAACACUUCUAAAGACGUCUUCAUACUUCCAUUGCGUUCACAAGUAAAUCGUGGCGACUUCAUCAGAAUCUAAAAGCUUGGAGCUUUAAAAAAACAAAAACACUUAACGUGCGAGCCAGCUGCUACUACAUGUGCCAUAACUUUGCUUGGAUGUCGAGAAUGACCUUUGGACCUCGUUUGAGCUAUUAUCAUUUAUUUACUGAGAUUUACGGUAUUAUUGAGGGGUAAACGAAAUACCCAAAGAGGACCGAAUUGAACAGCGCAGAGCGCUAAGAAUAAUUGAGUUGAACUAGUAGUGACUUACAAAUUGGGAUAUAAUAUCAUAUCCAAUUGGUUGACAAUAACCGUGUUGGCGAUAUCCGCUCAAAUUGUUUAGCAAAAGUACAGCUGUAACGGAAGAAAAUAAUGCGUCAUGCAGAAUGCUCUCAAGGAGGCAAAAAAGAAAAGAAAAGCAUAAAAUAAACCCGUAUUCGACAAUAACAAAACAACUCGUCUGAAUUGUUGGCAUAAGAACACAGAAAGCUUGAACCGGUUCUUGGGAAGAGAGUAUUGCCAUGAGAAGAGGACACGAUCAUUAAUGGGGAUCGCCAUAGUUUCUUUUUAUCGUCAUCGUCUCUGAAGAUUGAUGAAAGCACGCAAACGAAUAACUGUUGCCCUUAGUAGCUAUUUCUGCGAGAAAAAAAAGGCUCCGUUGAUUAUACUCUCACUCUAUUAUCAGCACGGUAUCAGACAGAAGGAACACAGGAGGGCAACCAAACCGGUGCCAGCUCAACUCAACCCAACCAACCAGCCAGCCAACAAUAAUAACAAAGAGAGUAUACCCUCGAAGUGAACCGCGAGGGAGCGCAGUCUGUCAUCAGCUUUCGAACCGGUCGGCGGAAUACGCGGAAUGUAUUUGAUCAUUCGGAGGCGACUGCUCAAAAGCAAACGGUUUUGCUGAGACUUGUUUAGUCUGCUGUUGUCACACUGCACUUGACGAUAAUCGUUCUUUGUGCUUUCAUAGAACCAAGAACAUGAGUCAUUGGAACAAGAAGAGUUCUAUGAUAAAUAUGUUAAUUUGAAUUAGAUUACAAAAGUGCUCUCAAGUCAAUCUUAACUAUAAAAGAAAAAAGUGGAUGGUUCCUUUAUUCCUGGGUGUAUGAAGUUAUAGAAACAAAUCAUUACGACUCUUAAAAUCGGUACCUAUAGCCUCUGAGUGGUGAGAAUCGUGCAAAAAUAAACGAAGCCCAAAAAAGCUUUGCGAAAGUGUACCCGAGCCGAGACAGACCAGUGGUGUGGCGGUCGGUAUUUUGAUUUGUGCCACCCUCCUCUAAUCAUAGCAGCAGCAAAGCAGAGCAAAGAAGAUUACCGAGGCGCAAUUAAAACUACUGGGGCUUUAAUUAAUCCUCGAUCGGGCGAUCUCGACUAUUUGUGUUAGAAGUAGGUAUAAGCAGAAAGGUACAAUUCGCUCGAUUGUUGGUUUGUUUGGUGAAAGAGAGUGAAAAGUUAAUAAAAACAAGUGCAACAUGCCCCGGUGGUUCGAUAUCGACAUACUCAUAGAUGUCUUCUUUCGGACGUUCGUCAUUCCUGGCAUUGUUGUGGCCCUCUGGCUCACCGAUUUAAUAUGUCUGGCAACGUGCAAGAUCGGCAUCCUGGUGUUUGUGAUCGUGUUCAUCAUCCUGCCGCUGAUAUUCAAAUAUUCCUUCGGCCUACAGAAGGGUAUUCUGUUUCUGACCUUUAUCACCUACCCGCCCAAUUUGGAUCUGAAACGGCCGGAAAAAAGUGGGCUCUGUGCGACCCGGAACUUCUACGUCACCUACCGGGACCAGGAGGAGGACAUCGAUGUCGAUCUGGCAGUGUGGCACGUGCUGCCGAACGAUCUAGUGCGGCGCUAUGCGAAACAACUGCAAAUUGAGGAUACUACGCUUGCCAACUUGACGGCACCAGAAGAAGUGAAAGACCAAAUAGAUGAGUUGGCCAACAAAGACACCGGCAAGUAUCGGGAGAUCGAGAAAAUCCUCCAUCGUGACGGGCUGGAUCUGAACGAUGAGGCGACCCAGAAGGAUCUCUUCGAAGCAACGCUACGAGCCGGAACCAAUGACGUUGUGCUCUAUCUGCACGGAAACACUGCUUCCCGGGGGGCUUCUCAUCGGGUGGAGCUGUAUCAACUUUUGCGCAGCCUGAACUACCAUGUGGUGACCAUGGAUUACAGAGGUUACGGAGAUUCGUCUCCGAUUUCGCCUACCGAGCGCGGAGUUGUGUUUGAUGCGUUAGCUGUGUAUCAGUACAUUACCAGUAUUAGUCCGAACCCUGUUUAUCUUUGGGGUCAUUCGUUGGGUACCGGAGUGGCUACCCAUUUACUGUCGCUGCUCACCGAUAUGAGCUUACCUGGGCCAAAGGCGUUGGUUUUAGAGAGUCCCUUCAACAAUAUUCGGGAAGAGAUUUGUGCCCAUCCGUUUUCAAGACUCUACCGCCAUUUGCCCUGGUUCGAUUAUAUGAUCUCAAAACCAAUGUACGCGAACCAACUGAGGUUCGAAUCGGAUCAGCAUAUUGCAGAGUUCCGACAGCCGGUUCUGAUUUUACAUGCUGAAGACGAUGCGGUGGUGCCAUUUGAUUUGGGCUACAAGCUCUACCGCACAGCCUUGGACACACGUGGCAAAUCGUGGGGUCCCGUCGAGUUUCGUCGUUUCGAAAAAACUAGCCAUUAUGGACAUCGGUACAUCUGUCGAGCUCCAAAUCUUCCAGAAAUCGUAAUUAAAUUCUUCCGCACUUAUCGCAACGAACAGUACUGAAGUGAGUUGUUGCAAGACAACAACCCUGUAACCAAAAAUCGAGAGGGACUAAACUCUUCGAGGAAUGACUAUAUUAGGACGAAACCGGGACUAAACAGGUUAGUGUGCCAAUAUUGACAACAUAAAAAAAAAUCUAGCGUGAUCGGGUGAGAAUGAGCUCGAAACCUCACUGGCAAUCGUUGUAUGCAGAGGGCGAGGAAUUAGCGCGUGAAUAUUUUUGUGAUGCUAUCAAACGUAAAAAUGCUAACUAUUCAUAAUACUUAGUGAUAACGUACACAGUCGAUAACAACAACCACUGCUAGUGUUUAGCUAGAAACUACCAAUAAAAGAAAGAAAAAAACGACAAGACUAGAAGCAAAACCUUGAAUUUUUAAGGAUCCAUAUUAUUGAUACAGUUAGACUGUAAGUAAGGCAAUAUGCAAUUACCGAUUAACAACAACUACCUAUUUCUGCUAGAGUAGGAUAACGUGUUUGAAUCCAUUCGUUUAUUCGUUUCGAGAAAAGGACGAAGUGCAAAAACAGAAAUACCUACAAUAAUUUUUUAAAAAUUUCUUCACAAAUUAGGGGUUGCUAUGUAGGAUUAGGUUGUUUUCUUUUAGAGAUGUAAACGCAUUAGAAAUCGUUACUGAUUAUAGAUUAUUUUUUCUCAAAAUUGAA
This is a messenger RNA of Uranotaenia lowii, 3586 nucleotides long. Its product is annotated as lysophosphatidylserine lipase ABHD12. Gene Ontology annotation, biological process: phosphatidylserine catabolic process; monoacylglycerol catabolic process. Gene Ontology annotation, cellular component: endoplasmic reticulum membrane. The record is from RefSeq and is a predicted model, not a curated record. Gene Ontology annotation, molecular function: monoacylglycerol lipase activity; phosphatidylcholine lysophospholipase A1 activity. The transcript has 8 exons. The coding region runs from base 1664 to 2929 and encodes 421 amino acids. NCBI's taxonomy places the organism in Eukaryota, Metazoa, Arthropoda, Insecta, Diptera, Culicidae.